CGUGAUGUAACCGUCGAGCGGGUCCAGCGAGUCCGGGAAGAUAAGUUCGAGCGAGGGAAGCCAAAGCUCACUGCUAAGGGCAGCAAUGGCGACCGCAUUUUCUCUCUAUCGGAGUAUUUCCUGCUCGUCGCCACUCAAAAUGAGCUUAACCCUGCACAGCGAUAGCACUCAUCCUACCGGCAAUGGAAGGAUUUUAACUAUUCUGGCACAGAAGAAGGCGAAGAAGACUCGGAGGAUCAUUUUGAAGGAGGAUGUUACCGAACUCGGGAAAAAGGGGGAGCUGCUUGAGGUCAAGGCCGGGUUUUACCGCAACUUUCUCUUGCCAUUGGGCAAGGCUCAGUUAGUAACUCCGUUGUUGAUCAAGGAGAUGAAGAUUGAAGAAGAAAGAAUAGUGGCUGAGAAGAGGCGGGUGAAAGAAGAAGCGGAACAACUUGCUUUACUAUUCCGGACCGUUGGUGCUUUUAAAGUGAAGCGCAAAGGUGGCAAAGGAAAACAAAUUUUUGGAAGUGUCACCGCACAAGAUCUGGUUGACAUAAUCAAGGCCCAGCUUAAUAGGGAUGUAGAUAGAAGAAUCGUUUCUCUACCGGAGAUUCGAGAAACUGGAGAGUACAUUGCAGAACUUAAACUUCACCCAGAAGUCACUGCCCAAGUUAGACUUAACGUGUACGCAAAUUAGAGAGCACAGUGAACUUUCACAAACAGAUUUCGAUGAAGCAUAAUGCAGUUGCAUGAUAGCCGUCCGAAGGAGAAUUGUUGUAAUAGGCGAUGAUGAUUUGUGCUCAUUUCCUAUGCAUGUUAAGGUGGAUUUUACUUUUAAAAUUCAAAAUAGUGGUAUGUUUUAUGUGAUAUGAAAGAUUUACAUACAUAAGAAUUGGGUGGUAUGUAUGUAAAUUCCCCUUCUUAUUUACUACUAUAGAGAGAGAGACAGGCAUUUUCUCAUCACUUUAAUGAUAUU
Phalaenopsis equestris is the source of this 955-nucleotide messenger RNA. RefSeq names its product 50S ribosomal protein L9, chloroplastic. Gene Ontology annotation, cellular component: ribosome; mitochondrion. Gene Ontology annotation, molecular function: structural constituent of ribosome. The coding region runs from base 86 to 676 and encodes 196 amino acids. Lineage: Eukaryota; Viridiplantae; Streptophyta; Magnoliopsida; Asparagales; Orchidaceae. Gene Ontology annotation, biological process: translation. The transcript is spliced from 7 exons. The record is from RefSeq and is a predicted model, not a curated record.